CGGCUUUUCCCGGCCGGGGCCCCAACGGAGAAUGAGCCGGAGGCGGUGGCGGGCUCCCGGCGGAGCGGCCGGGCUGGGAGCAUGCUGCGCUGGUUCAUCACGGUCCUCCUGUGUGCCGCCUUCCUGGGGCUGGGAAUGAGUGUCGCUAUACUGGGACCCACGUUUCAAGAUUUGGCAACAAAUGUGAACCGCAAUAUCAGCAGUCUUUCUCUGAUUUUUGUGGGCCGUGCCUUUGGAUAUUUGGGUGGCUCUGUGAUUGGUGGAGUUCUUUUUGACAUUAUGAAUCAUUUUCUUCUUUUGGGGAUGUCAAUGUUCGCUACCACAAUUGGUCUUUAUCUUGUUCCAUUUUGUAAGGCCGCGGUGGUACUGAUUGUCAUGAUGUCCAUCUUUGGUGUUUCAGUUGGCAUCCUGGAUACAGGUGGUAACGUCCUAAUCUUGGCUAUUUGGGGGGACAAAGGAGCCCCCCAUAUGCAGGCCUUACACUUCAGUUUUGCCUUGGGUGCCUUUUUGGCUCCCCUGCUGGCUAAAUUGGCAUUGGGCAGGAUGGUGUCUGCUGAAAACCACACAGAGGCUGACUUUAACCAUUCUGCCCUCAACCAGUCAUCUGAAGCUGACUCAGAAUCUCUGCUUCGAAUACCUGACGAUAUGAAUUUACUGUGGGCUUACGCUGUUAUCGGUACUUAUAUUUUUGUAGUUUCUCUCUUUUUUUUCGCUCUGUUUGUAAAGAAAAGCUCAAGGCAGGAUAAAGCAAAAGUAUCUACUCAGAGGUUUCGAAGAGCUAAAUAUCACAAUGCCCUUCUUUGUCUCCUUUUUCUGUUCUUCUUUUUUUAUGUUGGAGCCGAGGUAACAUAUGGCUCUUACGUUUUCUCCUUUGCAACCACCCAUGCUGGCAUGAAAGAAAGUGAAGCGGCUGGGUUGAACUCCAUCUUCUGGGGGACCUUUGCAGCCUGCAGGGGUAUGGCAAUCUUUUUUGCUACAUGUUUACAACCUGGAACCAUGAUUGUGUUGAGCAACAUUGGCAGCCUGGCUUCAUCUUUAUUUCUGGUGCUUUUCAACAAGAGCCGAGUUUGUCUCUGGAUAGCAACUUCAGUGUAUGGCGCCUCAAUGGCAACCACAUUUCCCAGUGGUGUGUCUUGGAUUGAGCAGUACACGACCAUCCAUGGGAAAGCUGCAGCAUUUUUUGUAGUCGGUGCUGCCCUGGGAGAAAUGGCUAUUCCUGCAGUAAUUGGAAUUCUUCAAGGAAAAUACCCUGAUUUGCCUGUAGUUUUGUACACCUGUUUGGGGUCAUCAGUAGCCACUGCUGUUUUAUUUCCUGUGCUGUAUAAAUUAGCCACCUUGCCUAUCAGUCGUCAGCAUAAAGAACAUAGUAAAAGCGAGGACCAGAAAGCUUUGCUCUCUAGCUCUGGGCUAAAUGACUAUGAGGAAGAGAAUGAAGAAGAUGAUGCAGAAAAAUGGAAUGAAAUGGACUUUGAAGUGAUCGAAAUGAAUGAUACAAUGAGGAAUUCUGUAAUAGAGACAUCUAGAUAUAUUUUGAUGGAGCCCACAGCUGACGUCUCCAACCAGUCCCACUCAAAUGCGUUAAUGUUUGAGUCCUCUCCGGUUAAUAUGGGCAAGUCCCCUGUGAAUCACUUGCAAGAAACCAGGACAAAAGGGACUAAGGGCUAGAGAAGAUGAAUUAUUUACUGACUUCCCUGAAUAAUCACCAGUUGUAAAGAGGCCAGUCAGAGCAAAGCAUAACAGAUUUUCAACAAUCUUUGGGGGUCAAAAUUUCUAGGUCCAAGUAUAGCAAAUGCUAAAAGGUUUUGAAAUGUUUUGUCAUUCCCAGAGCCUUUCGUAAAGAACCAAUGAUCUCAUACAACUGGAUCCUGUUGUGAGGCUAGCGUUUGGUGGCAUGUGGCUGAUUAGGCAAUAUUUUCUGGUCUCAGAGUGUGCAGAGAAGGCAUUUGUUUUUGAGAAGUUGGGUGCCAUUCAGAUAGAAUGAAACUGUUUAGUAGUUGAAUUGGUUAGCUGAAC
Molecule: messenger RNA, 2013 nt
Organism: Globicephala melas (long-finned pilot whale)
Lineage: Eukaryota; Metazoa; Chordata; Mammalia; Artiodactyla; Delphinidae
Gene: SLC60A2
Product: major facilitator superfamily domain containing 4B
Biological process (GO): transmembrane transport
Source: RefSeq, a predicted model, not a curated record